This is a messenger RNA of Euleptes europaea (tarantolino), 3738 nucleotides long. RefSeq names its product SH3 and PX domains 2A (gene SH3PXD2A). The record is from RefSeq and is a predicted model, not a curated record. Gene Ontology annotation, biological process: superoxide anion generation. Gene Ontology annotation, molecular function: protein binding; phosphatidylinositol binding; superoxide-generating NADPH oxidase activator activity. Lineage: Eukaryota; Metazoa; Chordata; Lepidosauria; Squamata; Sphaerodactylidae. Bases 51 to 3371 code for a protein of 1106 amino acids. The transcript has 15 exons.
AGGAUACAUCUGGACUCCGUCGGCGUUUCCUGGCUUUCCUGGGGACGAAGAUGCUGUCCUGCGGCGUGCUGGACGCCAAUGUGGUGGACGUGGAGAAAAGGAGGAACCCCUCCAAGCAUUAUGUGUAUAUCAUAAAAGUAACAUGGUCAGAUUCAACUUGCCAGACCAUCUACCGCAGAUACAGCAAGUUCUUUGAUCUCCAGAUGCAGCUCCUGGAUAAAUUUCCUAUUGAAGGAGGCCAGAAAGAUCCUAAGCAGAGAAUCAUCCCCUUUCUUCCAGGUAAAAUCCUAUUCAGGAGAAGUCAUAUUCGAGAUGUAGCUGUGAAAAGACUAAAACCUAUUGAUGAAUACUGCAGGGCAUUGGUGAAGCUUCCCCCUCACAUUUCCCAGUGUGAUGAAGUUUUCAGAUUCUUUGAGACCAGACCAGAGGACCUAAACCCCCCUAAAGAGGAUUAUGGCUCCUCAAAAAGGAAAUCAGUUUGGAUGUCCAGCUUGUCUGAUUCUCCAAAGAAGACUAUUGCAGGUGCUGACGCUAGCUCUGAACCCAUGAUCCUGGAGCAGUACGUGGUGGUGUCUAACUAUGAGAAACAGGAGAACUCUGAGAUUAGCCUGCAGGCUGGAGAGGUUGUGGAUGUAAUAGAGAAGAAUGAAAGUGGUUGGUGGUUUGUAAGCACAUCAGAAGAGCAAGGCUGGGUCCCUGCCACAUACCUGGAAUCCCAGAGUGGAAUUAGAGAUGAUUCUGAAAUUAACAUGUCCAAGGGAGGGGAAGUUUCUAAGAGACGCAAGGCUCACCUGAGGCGGCUGGACCGGCGAUGGACACUGGGAGGGAUGGUCAACAGGCAGCAGAGUCGAGAAGAAAAAUAUGUCACCAUCCAGUCAUAUACCAGCCAAGGGAAAGAUGAAAUUGGGUUUGAAAAGGGAGUCACUGUGGAGGUCAUUCAGAAGAACCUGGAAGGAUGGUGGUACAUAAGGUAUUUAGGCAAGGAGGGCUGGGCCCCAGCAUCAUAUCUGAAGAAAAUAAAAGAUGAUCUUUCAUCUAGAAAAAAGAACUUGACAGGACCAGUGGAAAUUAUAGGAAACAUCAUGGAAAUCAGCAACCUGCUAAACAAGAAAUCCUCAAGUGAUAAGGAAACACAGUCAGAAAUUGAAACUGCAGAAUCCCACAUUUCUAAGAAGGAAAUAAGCUUGCCCAUCUUAUGCAAUGAUUCCAAUGGCAAUGCCAUGAUGGCUCAAGACAAGCAAGUCUCAAAAUUGGCACAGGGAUCUCCUGCCAUAGCGCGGAUCGCGCCUCAAAGAGCUCAAAUAAGCUCUCCAAAUCUAAGAACAAGGCCUCCCCCAAGAAGAGAAUCUAGUUUGGGUUUCCAGCUACCUAAACCCCCUGAGCCACCAUCAGUGGAAGUUGAAUACUACACUAUUGCAGAGUUCCAGUCUUGUAUUUCUGAUGGGAUAAGCUUUCAUGGAGGACAAAAGGCAGAGGUUAUUGACAAGAACUCUGGUGGCUGGUGGUAUGUGCAGAUUGGGGAGAAAGAAGGCUGGGCUCCAGCAUCAUAUAUUGAUAAAAGGAAGAAGCCGAAUUUAAAUAGGCGAACUAGUACUUUAACUCGACCCAAAGUCCCUCCUCCAGCACCUCCUAAUAAGCUGAAGGACUCUGAAGAAGGAACAUCUGCUGGAACUGUCUCUUCUGGAGAGAGCCAGGAUUCCAUGAACAAGCAAAAAUAUGAGGAACCAGAAUAUGACGUGCCUGCCUUUGGUGUUGACUCAGAAUCUGAGCUGAGCCAGGGAGAAGAUGGAAGCCUGGAGAGAGGCAUGCACCAGCUACUUAAGCGUUCCCCUGUGUCAUCUCUCCAAAGGGUGAACUCAAGUGUUGGAGAAUCAUCUGAGGAUGUGGCUCAUGAAGAAGAGACUAUAUAUGAAAAUGAAGGAUUCAGACCAUACAUAGAAGAUGCUCUGUCAAGCAAAGAGUCCAGUGGUGAUUCUGAUUCUCAAAGAAGUUCAUCAGUAUCUUUGAUCCAAAAAAAUUCACAAUGUUCUGUUUCUCCCAAGUCCUCAGUUCUCAAGCCCAAAAAUGACAAGGGCAUUCAGCCAAACCUUGGGAAGCCUAACUACUCCAGGAAUGAGGAAACAAAGCCAAGAUCAGCCUCAGAUGCAGGUUUAAGUAGUGUGUCUAAACUGGGUCUAAAGAGGGAUCCUGGGGAGAGUGUAUCUAGCAGAGCAAAGCCAAUGGUGAGGCCUAAACCUUUCCUGAACAAAGCAGACUCUCAGAGUCAAGAAAGGAUGGACAUUAGCACUUUACGCCAUCAGCUAAGGCCCACUGGACAGCUCAGAGGUGGACUUAAGGGUUCAAGAAGUGAGGAAUCUGAAAGCCCACCACAUACAGCUUUUGGAAAUCCAGAAGAGUCCUUUAGAAGAAGCUCUGCAGAUCUCAUUACAGUUCCUCCCCAUACCAUAUUCUGCUCAAGCCAGUCAUCCAAAACAGAACAUGAAAACAACUCCUCAAAAUGUCUCUAUAUAACUACUGAGUCUUACCAGAAAGUUCAAGAUUCUGAGAUCAGCUUCACAGCAGGCAUUGUGGUGGAAGUAGUGGACAAGCAAGCAAGUGGAUGGUGGUACUUGAAGUAUGGAGACCUAGAAGGAUGGGCUCCUUCUCACUAUUUGUUGCCCUGUGAUAACCAGCAGAAAGAAACCACAUCCAACGAGACCAACAUUUCACUGGCCAAGAACAGAAGAAAUGAAAGCAAGUCCAACAGCUUGGAGAAGAUAGAGAAGAAGGUUCAGGCACUGAACACCAUCAACCAGAACAAGAGAGCAACACCUCCUAUUCCCAACAAACCUCCUGGUGGCUUCUCUAAAACAUCUGGACCUGUCAAAUUACGAAAUGGAGUUAGACAGCUAGCAGUGAGGCCACAAUCUGUAUUUGCCUCGCCCCCACCCAAGGACAGCAACCUGUCUUGUUCCUUGCGUAGAAAUGAAUCUCUCACUGCCACGGACCACCUGAGGGCAGUACGCCGCAACUCCUCUUUCAGCACUGCCCAGUCACAGAUUAGUGAUUCUAAGAUAAAACAAGCUGAUCAAUUGGGCUCAGAGGCAUCUGAGACCACCUCAUACCUACCUACUGAGCGAAAUGGAAUCCCAGUGUCCACAGUCAGGCCAAAACCCAUUGAAAAAUCCCAGUUCAUUCACAAUAAUUUAAAGGAUAUCUACAUCUCCAUUGCAGAUUAUGAGGGUGAUGAAGAAACUGCAGGAUUUCAGGAAGGUGUCUGCAUGGAGGUAUUGGAAAGGAACCCAAAUGGCUGGUGGUACUGUCAGAUUAUGGAUGGCGGGAAACCUUUUAAAGGAUGGGUGCCCUCAAAUUAUUUAGAGAAGAAGAAUUAGAAUUGCAAUGUCUUUAAAUUCCCUAAUUUAUACUUUUAUACUAUGUACUUAUGGAAGCAAGGAAAGAUACAGUUAUGUAUUUCCUCUUGCUUUGUCAUGUAUACAAGGGACAUUUAAACUGUACUUUGCAUGGAACCGCCAGCUGGCCAUGUUUUGAGGGUGUGUGAUGCAUGAAGGGUUGGCUGCUUCAGCAAAUAUCAAGAAAAAAACAGCUGGAACAAAUGCCUUUUUUGAGAGGUGAAGUCUUUCACAAACCAUGUGCAACAGGGUACAUUAUCCCACCAUCCCGUUGUAAUAAUAGGAAACCAAUUGUGUGCCUUUCUCAGUAUAUUUUGAACUUAGGUGCCCACUAGGGAAUGUUAGGGAA